This is a messenger RNA of Aspergillus homomorphus CBS 101889, 1554 nucleotides long. RefSeq lists its product as uncharacterized. The record is from RefSeq and is a predicted model, not a curated record. Gene Ontology annotation, molecular function: oxidoreductase activity. Bases 161 to 1435 code for a protein of 424 amino acids. The transcript has 4 exons. NCBI's taxonomy places the organism in Eukaryota, Fungi, Ascomycota, Eurotiomycetes, Eurotiales, Aspergillaceae.
AUGAGUUUACACUCACCUGCAGCACUGGUGUUGACUUCCCCCCCUUCAAAAUUUGUUGAAGUCAAAGUAGUAGUGCCUCAAAAAGCCACCGAUCAAUCAAAGAUCAUACUGACUUACUGCGGUCAUCGAACAAAGGCAUCAAAUCGAACGCAGAGAGCUGAUGGCAAAUGGCACGGAGCACUCCGGAGGGAAGGGAGCAUCGCUGUUUUCCCCCGAAGCUGCAGUUCAACAAUAUGUGACGUACUUUGUGCUCGCCACUACUUCAUAUGUGAUCUUAGCUAGCCUUCUUCGGUUUCGCCGGGUGAAAUGGAUGCACACAAGAUACAACUAUCCCACUCGAGAGUCCUUCGCUCGCAUGACUGAUGACGAUGCUUGGGCGAUCCAGAAAGCCAUGCUAGAGUUGGAAUUUCCGUUUUUCUACCUCAAGUCACUCCAGUUCGCCCUCUUUCGAACCUAUGGCAUACCGUCCAUCUCUAAACUCCUUGCAGCCACGGCGCAGUUCUCCAAGCCGGAGACAUCGCUGAAGCGCUACGCGGACACCGUUGUCUUGAUCCAGGAGUUCAUUGGCAAUUCCCCGUCGUCGCGACGUGCUCGGACUUCUAUUGCGCGCACCCGCUGGAUGCACAGUGGGUAUCGCGCCUCAGGCAAGAUCCUCGAGGAUGACAUGCUGUACACUCUCGCGCUGUUCGCUGUGCAGCCAAUCCGGUUCUUGGAGAGAUACGAAUGGCGGAGCGCGACCGACAUGGAAAAGUGUGCAAUUGGUACUUUCUGGAAGAGCGUUGGCGACAACCUGAGCAUUAGUUAUGAUGUCUUGCCAUCAGGAAAGAAGGGAUUCAAGGAUGGUCUUCACUGGUUGGAGGAGGCGAUGGCUUGGAGCGACGCGUAUGAAACCAGAUGCAUGAUACCCCAUAUCAAAAAUCGAGAAACGGCCGACCAGACCACAGAGGUGCUGUUAUACAUGGUUCCAGCAGCAUUCAAGCAUGUCGGGUUGAAAUUCGUGUCUUACAUGAUGGAUGAUCGUUUGCGAAAAGCUAUGCUGUACGACCCGCCCCCUGCAGCAUAUGCUCGGGUCUUCUCGGUUUUGUUGUCUGUGCGCCGGUUUGCCAUGCGUUACCUCGCUCUUCCCCGGCCUUAUGUACUGCGAUAUCGGACCUUCACCGAUGAAGACGAGCAUGGCCGCAUUUUCUCCACCGAGUGGGAUGCGGCACCCUACUACGCGAAACCGACGUUGCGGAACCGUUGGGGGCCAAUUGCCUGGUUGACCUGGGCGUUUGGCAGGCCUCUGCCAGGCGACGAAGGUCGUAAAUAUUACCCACAAGGGUACUACAUACCUGAUGUUGGUCCAGAGUACUUUGAAGGCCGGGGGCGAAAGGAUAUGGAGCAGAUCACGAAGGAGUUGGAGUCCUCCCGCAGGGGACAAUGUCCUUUUAUCUGACAGACUUAGGCUAGUGAGUCUGAUGAUAUCACGACAGCAUCAAUCGCAAACCUAAAUCUACCAUCAUCACGUCAAACUUUCUAGGGUAGCGCUGACGAGAUCAUUUGAGUUAGAUUGAC